Messenger RNA from Syngnathoides biaculeatus (alligator pipefish), 3435 nucleotides. RefSeq names its product glia maturation factor, beta (gene gmfb). Gene Ontology annotation, cellular component: actin cortical patch. The record is from RefSeq and is a predicted model, not a curated record. Gene Ontology annotation, biological process: actin filament debranching; negative regulation of Arp2/3 complex-mediated actin nucleation. The coding region runs from base 134 to 562 and encodes 142 amino acids. Lineage: Eukaryota; Metazoa; Chordata; Actinopteri; Syngnathiformes; Syngnathidae. Gene Ontology annotation, molecular function: Arp2/3 complex binding; actin binding. The transcript is spliced from 6 exons.
AGUCUCUCGAUCGGGAUUGGCCAAAGCGGUCACAAGCCGAGGCGAAGUUAAAAAAAAAAAAAACAUUGAACGCGUCCCUGCCAUUCCGAGCAGCAGCGGCCGCGUCUUCGAGCUCCGAACAGCUAAAACAACAAUGAGUGAGUCACUGACAGUGUGCGAUGUGGACGAAGAUCUGGUCCAGAAGCUGAAGAAGUUUCGCCUCCGCAAGGAAACCAACAACGCGGCCAUCGUCAUGAAGAUCGACAAAGACAAACAGCUCGUGAUCCUGGAAGAAGAACACGAGGACAUUUCCCCGGACGACCUGAAAGACGAACUCCCGGAGAGGCAGCCGCGAUUUGUGGUGUACAGUUACAAAUACCAUCACGAUGACGGACGGGUGUCCUACCCUCUUUGCUUCAUCUUCUCCAGCCCCGUGGGUUGCAGGCCGGAGCAGCAGAUGAUGUACGCCGGCAGUAAAAACAAGCUGGUGCACACUGCUGAAAUGACCAAGGUGUUCGAGAUCCGGAACACGGAGGACCUGACUGAGGAAUGGCUGCGGGAGAAACUCAGCUUCUUCCGCUAAGGAACAACCCGGAAAAGUUCACCAGCGCUGUUCUCCUUUUGAACCCCCGAACCGAUUUAAAUAGCGUUUACUACUUCCCGUCUUGUUUUAGGCUUCUCGCUGGUUGAAAUGUUUUUUUUGUUUUUGUUUUUUUUUUUUUGGGGGGGGGGAGGUCAAGGGCGGGCGGGUUCCGGUAGCGCCGCCAACCAUCGGGUCCGAUUCCGCCGUCCCCCGUUUGUCGUCUUUGUGUGCCAGGCGGGUCUCCGUGUCGGAUCAGCACUCCCUUUGUGGACCAAACUCAUUUGCGCUUCCCGAGCGAUUCCCCGGGUUCCGGAGUUGGUGAAUUUAUACUUUUUAUUAUCGUUACUCUUAUUAGUUUUAGUUCUGGUCUUUCUUUGUCUUAGUUUUCAAGUACUGUUUUUUUUUUUUUUUUUGGGGGGGGUAACAAACAUUCUGCCAGAAUUUGAAAAUUGAGGUCGCGUUAAAAAUGGAUUUGAGGGCAUAUAAAUCGUCGUCAACGAUAAUAAGGCACAAAGGACUUCAGUAUGCUUCGGUUUCCAAAAGAGAGGGGCUUAAAUUAAUUUUUCAUAUUUAAAGAGGACAUAUUGUGCUUUUUUUUUAAAAAUAUAAAUCAGCUCCCAGGUAUUGUGACAUGACAUUUCUGUGUCACGCUUUUCAGCAAAUCGCUCGAAAGUGACGGAUCUUGGCCUAGCCUAUCUUACGUGUCAUGGGUAGUGGACCUGGGUGUGGGGGCGGGGUUAUGUCCAAAAGCUGCUCUGUGAUGUCACAAUCUGUCAAAAUGCCUAAAAGCUCGCUUAGGGACACAUUUAAAAAAAAAAAAAAAAAAAAAAAACUUAAAUGUACAAUUUCACACUUGAUGUGGUACAAUUUUGUAUACGUCAAUUUUCAUAAUAUGUCCCCUUUAAACGAGAUAUAGACAUUUAAGAGGACACUUAAUUGAUCCCGAAAGAAGCUGAUGGUGGUUGUCGUUUUUUGUGCCUUCGGUCGUUCAUCUCAAAACAUUCCAAACUGGACAAUUUACACGCAGAUUAUCUGCGGUUCUUUAUCGCGAUCGAUCACUAUUACUGGUAAUAUUUUUGAAUGAGUAUUGAUCAGUAGCCAUGUUGGUGCUUGUUGUGGGUGAAGUGAACGCAACACGUGCUUUGGAAAGGCACCGGUCUGGAAUGUUUCGUAAGGAAAAUUAAUCUGUCAUUUUCUGUAUUACUUUUUAACAGGGUGGGGAGUUUCUCUGAAUGUUCUGAACUCCUGUUUCAGGUUUAUAGGAUAUAGCGCGGUGGAUCAGCUGAAAGCGUCGGCCUCGCAGUUCUGAGGACUCGGGUUCAAUCCCAGUUCGCAUGUUCUCCCCGUGCCUUCGGCUUUUCUCCGGGUACUCCGGUUUCCUCCCACAUUCCCAAAAACAUGCAACAUUAAUUGGACACUCUAAAUUGCCCCUAGGUGGGAUUGUGAGUGCGGCUGUUUGUCUCCAUGUGCCCUGCGAUUGGCUGGCGACCAGUUCAGGGUGUACCCCGCCUCCUGCCCGUCGACAGCUGGGAUAGGCUCCAGCACUCCCCGCGACCCUCGUGAGGAUAAGCGGCAAAGAAAAUGGAUGGAUGGAUGGGAUAUUGCGCCACUUCCUUUAAUGAACCUGGUCAAGUAGUUGCAAGCCUCAGCUGAUUAUGCCAACUAUCGAAUUCGUAUGAAUUAUUUGUUUUUCCAUUGAUUAUUUCACCAUUUUGGUGUAUUGAAUGUGACAGAAGCAUUGAUGUUUGUGCCAGUUAUCUUUAAAAAAAAAAAAUGUAUAGAUGUGAUUGUCUUGAGUCCUUAAGUAUUCAAAUAUUGACAUAGUGAUGUAGAAAUUUAAAUAUAAAAGCAAAAGACGUGAAUUUCAAAUUUGGAGGGAGUGGCCCUUUAAACACAUUUAAAUAAAAUAUUUGAAAUGUUAGACGAUUUAAGAUCAGUGAAUUGACCGCACCGGUGUGUUCGGCGUGCAUGUCAGCAGGCAAUGGAAGCUAUGGGGGGGAGAUACAUUUUUGCUUUUUUGAAAAGAAAAGAUUAAAUUGAUGAAAAAAGAAAACGAUGAAAUCGAUUAAUCGCCAACAAUAACUGAAAGUACGGCCUUCGGCGCCGGAAUGGUUCCCACGGGAGUGUAGCGACUGGGGGGGAUGGGGGGAAAGGAUUGUACAGUAUUUUCGCUUGUCAAGACAGCACUUCUUCGCCAAGCCGCCAAAUUACAGAUGUCAAUCAAUAAAAUGGACUUCUAUCCAAUCGAUCGGCCAAUUUUCAACCGUGCAUUAUUAGUAUGCUGUGUAAAACGCAAUGUCUAUCAUCAAAUGGACUGUAAUUUUUAAUAGACCUGUGGAAAAAUAGGAAGAGCUUUUCUGGGCAGGAUGAGGAAUGUUUUUACGGUUUGUAAAUUUUGGCCAAUUACAAUCAUUGCAACACGCACAAUUUUUCAAAAUGAUGUUUCAUCUUCUCGGAACACUGGAACACAUUAAAUAAUGAGACUCUGAAGUUUGGAACAGGUUUUUAACUGCUGUAAUUUCAUUAUUCUGAUUUCUCUUCUUUUUUUUGGCCCAAUCAAAUCGGUGCAGCUUGCAUUAUAUAUUAUGUAUUAAAUUACUCUCCUUUUUUCUUUUUCUUUUUUUAAUGAAAAGUCCAAGACUUGAGUUAUAAGGUGAUUCAAAUAUGUUUACUCCCUACAAUAUUAAUGAUAAUGUAGAAUUGUUGUAUUCAUUCUGUCCUACUGUUUUCAUUUCCAAUUGGAAAAAAAAAUAUGACCGUAAAGGACAGUGAAACUUGAGAUAUAGUGCUGUAUUUGUAUUUUCCAUAUUGUACUUUAUUAUGAAAGUGUCUGUAGACUCCUGUUGUCCAAAUAAAAGUGUAAGUAAUGUUUA